CUCCACUUAGCCAUAUUCAGUCGCCCCGGAUGCUACACUGAGUGAAAUCAUGGCUACCAUUGUCCCAGGAUCCCCUGAAGCACGCUUCUUUGAUGUUCUUGAUGAAGAAUUGCGAAAGGUCAAUAUGUUCUUCAAGGUGCACGAGCGAGAGGCUAUUGUCCACGCUGCUGUCCUCCAGAGACAACUCAAAGGGUUGAAGGAUCACAGGCGACUUUUUCAUGAGAAAUUCCCGGUUGCGCAUUCGCCUUGGAUUGUCCCAACUGACUUCCGCGGGACUGUUGGGCAGCUCCUUCCGCCGUACAACCUUCAGCGUGACAACGCGCUGAAGGGACACCGAGGGAAGUUCACCAAACAAUUUAAGAAACCUAAUGAGGAGAAACUGCCCAUGGAUCCCGAUGACUAUGUAAGGAAUAAGCGGAAGUUGAAAAAGGCUGUCCUUGAGCAAUAUCGCGGUCUCGAAUUACUGAACAAUUAUCGAAUCCUCAAUUUGACCGGGUUCCGAAAGGUACUCAAAAAGUUUGAAACCGUGACAAAAAUUCCAGUACAAAAACCAUACAUGGCGGAAAGGGUCGAUAAGUGCACCUUCGCAGGCGAUUCGCGAAUAUUAGCCAUCCUGAAGGAGGUCGAAGAUGCAUUUUCCGAAUGUUUCGCUAAUGGCGAUCAUAGAAGGGCUCGUGUUCGUCUUCGAGCGACCAACGUGCACAAGACACAUCACUUAACGACUUUCCGCUCUGGUGCCUGUAUUGGUCUUGGCAUUCCAGCGGUUUUGCAGGGUCUCCACCUCUCGUUCCAAAGUGAGACAAGGAACGCAAUUCCAGAAUGGGAAGACCUCCUUCAGGCUUACGGCGCUCUAUUCAUUCUCGUGCUAUUUCCUUUACUCAUCAGUUCCAACAUCUUUGUUUGGACCCGAUUCCGCAUCAACUAUGCAUUUAUAUUUGAGCUCGACAUGCGCAGUACAAUCAACCCGCGAAAUCUGGAUUAUUUUUGCUACGGCGUUCAUGGUGAAUCCUUUACCUAUGUUCUCAAGAUCGGCUCGAUAUUGGCUUGUACGAAAAUGCGGGAGAUUGUUGUUGCCUGGGCACCGGCGCGUUGAUGUAAGUCGGUUGCACCUCGAUGGAAACACAUGCUAAUUGGAAUCUCUUCGUUUGAUGUUUAGUUUACUGAUUUCUGGCUCGGAGACCAGGUCGCCAGUCUCACCUAUACGCUUGGGUCGUUGGGUGUCAUAUUUUCUGUCUUGACUCCCAAGCCGGGGGUUCUAAUAUCUCUGGCAUCGCCCACCAGUGGGGCUUGACUUUUGCCCUCAGCGCAUUUCCAUUCGCCAUCCGGUUCAUGCACUG
Messenger RNA from Cantharellus anzutake, 1337 nucleotides. RefSeq names its product SPX domain-containing protein. Gene Ontology annotation, molecular function: inositol hexakisphosphate binding. Bases 50 to 1093 code for a protein of 347 amino acids. Gene Ontology annotation, biological process: phosphate ion transport; cellular response to phosphate starvation. Gene Ontology annotation, cellular component: Golgi apparatus; plasma membrane; cytoplasm. The record is from RefSeq and is a predicted model, not a curated record. The transcript has 10 exons. NCBI's taxonomy places the organism in Eukaryota, Fungi, Basidiomycota, Agaricomycetes, Cantharellales, Hydnaceae.